AUGUCGGAAAAUCGUUUCGUAACUCAGACUCUCUCAGAGCUUCAAGAAGCCAAUCGAAGUCCAAUAGAUGGUUAUGAAGAUUCACCCAUUCUGUCAUUAGAAGAAGCUGUGAAAAAACUAAUUCCACUCGUCCCUCUUGCCAUAAAUGAUGUUAUGAAAGCUAAAAAGAAAUGUAAUCGACAUUCAGAUUUAUUAACGCGGGAUGAAGCGGCGGCAAUAUAUCUUUACUCGAUGCCACCGCCUUUUCAUUGUUCUCUCAACACUGCACUUCGAGCUGAAAAUCGACCUGCACUUAAACCAUGGUUCGCCUACUUAAAAUUGUUUAUGACAGCUCUCAAGAAAUUACCAUCAAUUAAGGCGGUUGUUUGGAGAGGCGUUCGUGAUGAUGUGAGUUCAGUAUUCAACAACAAUAAUAUCGACAUUUGGUGGAGUGUAAAUUCAACUUCGAUGGAUCUGAAAAUUGUUGAACCGUUUCUAGGCAAACGAGGCACUGUGUUCAAUAUUGAAGCUGUGUAUGGCAAAGAUAUCUCUCAAUUUUCAGCAUUUCCACAGGAGAAAGAAGUUAUUUUAAUGCCUGGAACUUGUGUACAAGCCAAAGCCGUACCACUCAAUUUGGAUAAUCGUUUCUUCAUCGUUCACUUAGACGAAGUACCUCUUCAAAGUGAAUCACAAUCUGAGUCAAACCAUCUAUUUCAAUCGAUAAAACAAGAAUAUUAUAGAAAUGGUUAUAUUGAACGUCUGAUGAAUCCAGCAAAAUUCUAUCCGAUCGAAGAAAGUUACGUUAAUUUAGCCAUCGUCGAAACUAAAAAACAACAACAAAAAGAAAAACAACUUCAUGAUGCUUCUACUAGUGAUGCUAUACUGGGAAGUUAUGAAGAGAUUUAUGGAACAAAAACUACAAUAGAUCCCAAAAAUAUUUUUAACACAUGCAAAAGCCAAGAUAGGAAAGUGCUGGUAUUCGGACGUGCUGGAAUCGGAAAAUCUACAUUUUGCCGAUAUAUUGCUUAUCAGUGGGCGAUGGGUUCAUAUUGGACCGAGUACGAAUUAUUGGCUUUGAUUCCAUUACGUCGCUUAACAACUAAUCGAUAUCCUCCUUUAUCAAAUGGUCAGAACUAUUCUUUGAUUGAUCUUGUGAAAAAAGAGAUUUUUUCAUAUGAUCUAUCUGAAAGUGAAGACAAACUUCUAAAAAAACACUUUGAUGCAAAAAAGACUCUAUGGAUUUUGGAUGGAUAUGAUGAAAUUGCACGAAAUGUACCCUCACAUUUGGAAUGUUUAUUUGAACAAUUACUUAAAACUCCACAUCAUAUUUUAACAUCUCGUCCAUAUCAAAAUGUAUUAGCCUAUCAUGUACAAAUGGAAAUCACAGGUUUUACAGACGACAAUAUCAAACAAUAUGUGCAGAAAUUCUUUGAUCAAAUAAAAGAUGAAUUAGACAAUUCUUUGGACAAAAGUCAGAAAUUAUUCAGAUUCUUACAGACAAAUCCAUCUAUCUGGGGUGUUGCACAUAUUCCAGUGAAUCUAGAAUUAAUAUGUAGUCUUUGGAGUAACGAAGAUUUUAUAGAAACAAAAGAAUUAACAAUAACAUCAUUGUAUACACUUAUGGUUGAAUGGUUAUGUCGACGAUAUUUGUCAAAUCCAACCAAAACAAUUCAAAAUUUAUCUAAAGACGACGUCAAUCAACGCUGUGAAAAAGAAUUAGCAUUCUUAGAGAAUCUAGCCUUUUAUGGAAUGAAGAAUAACACUAUAAUUCUACGACCAAACCUACUGAGAAAAGCACUAAAUGAAGAAAAAAUCUCUUUUAAUGACCAUCCACAUAUACUCAAUAUGGGAAUUCUAAAAAGUUUUAAUAAACAAGGUAUCGAUACUCAAAUUGAAACAGAUAAAGAUCAUUAUUUUGUGCACCUCAGUUUUCAGGAAUAUUUUACAGCACGAUAUUUGAUUAAAGCUCUUAAAGAGUCUUCAACUCAUCGAGAAGAAAUGAAGUUUAUUCAACGACAAAAAUACAAUCAACGUUAUGCAUUAGUGUUUACUUUUCUAUCAGGUCUUUCCAGUGAGGCUGAUGCAGACACAUGUUUAAACGUCUUUUGGGGACUUCUAUUAACACCACCGAUAGAUCUUCUUGGAAUAAGACAUAUGCAACUUGUUAUUUCUUGCCUUGAAGAGACAUCAAACCAAUCAAUUAUUCCACAACACACUUUACUUAUAGAAUGGAUAGCGAAGUGCAUUGAGUAUAACUGGUCUACAGAAAACGAAAUUAUUCGUGAGUAUCUUACACAAUCAUUGAGAAGAGCACCAACGGUAAUCAGCAGUCAAAUAAUUAUAAAUGUACUUAUCCAGCUGCUUCAAAAUGAUGGUCCGCAUAUCAGAAUUGUAGUCCUCUCACUCAUUUCUGAAAUGAAUGGUUCGAAUCUACCGGCUGCACUGAUUAAAUUAGUGGCUACAGCACUAGAUGAUGAAGACACGAUAGUCAGAUCCUUUGCAUGCAAUGCUCUCGAAAAAAUGGGUGAAAAAGCAGCGAUGAAUGAAGUGAUCACUAAACUGGCUAGUGCAUUAGAAGAUAAUAGUGGUUGGGUCAAAGCCAGUGCAUGCGAAGCUCUCGGAAAAAUGGGUGAAAAAGCAGCGACGAAUGAAGUGAUUGCUAAACUGAUUAAUACAUUAGAAGAUGAGAUUGAAUGGAACCGAGCCAGUGCAUGUCGAGCUCUCGAAAAUAUAGGUGAAAAAGCAGCGACGAAUGAAGUGAUCACUAAACUGAUUAGUGUAUUAGAAGAUGAGAGUGAAGAGGUCAGACAGAGUGCAUUCGACGCUCUCAGAAAUAUAGGUGAUGAAGCAGCUAUGGAUGAAGUAAUUACUAAACUGAUUGGUGCAUUAGAAGACGAGAGUGAAUGGGUUAGAUCAAAUGCAUGCGACGCUCUUGGAAAAAUGGGUGAAAAAGUAGCGACAAAUGAAGUGAUCACUAAACUGUUCAGUGCAUUAAAAGAUGAGAGUGAAAAGGUCAGAUGGAAUGCAUGCCAAGCUCUCAAAAAUAUAAGUGAUGAAGCAGCUAUGAAUGAAGUAAUUACUAAACUGGUUAGUGCAUUAGACGACGAGAGUGAAUGGGUUAGAUCAAAUGCAUGCGACGCCCUCGAAAAAAUGCGUGAAAAAGCAGCGACAAAUGAAGUGAUUACUAAACUGAUUAGUACGUUAGAAGAUGAGAGUGAAAAGGUCAGAAGGAAUGCAUGCCAAGCUCUCGGAAGGAUCUGUGAAAUGGCAGCGCCGAAUCAAGUGAUCACUAAACUGGUUAGUGCAUUAGAAGAUAAUAGUGGUUGGGUCAGGGGCCAUGCAUGCGAAGCUCUCGGAAAAAUGGGUGAAAAAGCAGCGACGAAUGAAGUGAUUGCUAAACUGAUUAAUACAUUAGAAGAUGAGAUUGAACGGGUCAGAUCCUUUGCAUGCGAAGCUCUCGAAAAAAUGGGUGAAAAAGCAGCGACAAAUGAAGUGAUCACUAAACUGAUUAGUGCAUUAGAAGAUGAGAGUGAAGAGGUCAAAUGGAGUGCAUGUAACGCUCUCGUGAGAAUUGGUAAAAAAGCAGCGACAAAUGAAGUGAUCACUAAGCUUGUGAAUAUAGGUGAUGCUGAGGGGCUAUCGUCUUGUAUAGUUGCAAAAGCUAUAGAUGGCAUUUUUCGUUCGUCUGCUGUAAUGAUUGCUUUUGGUCCAAUGAUAAUUUCAGACCUUUGCAGCUAUGGAGAAAAAUUAGAGUGCUUGAAAAAUAUUUCACUGGAUGAAGUAAUCAAAAAAUUUUUCGAUACUCAAGAUGCUGAUUGGUUGUUGCCGUUGACUGAGAUAACACUCCGAAGAGGUGCUGCUGUUUCGAUGAAUGAAGAUAAGUUGAUUGUGUAUGAUAAUGGAGAACCAAUAGAACUACGUGCUCCAAAUUUGAAACUGCAAUACGAACUCAUUGAAGCUUUUACUAAUAAGGCAAAACCACUACACUUAUCAUCUUUUGGGAUACCGUCAAAUCUGGGCAAUUAA
Molecule: messenger RNA, 4005 nt
Organism: Adineta steineri
Lineage: Eukaryota; Metazoa; Rotifera; Eurotatoria; Adinetida; Adinetidae
Source: the annotation of a GenBank genome assembly